This is a messenger RNA of Jatropha curcas, 1269 nucleotides long. RefSeq names its product RING/U-box superfamily protein (gene AIP2). Gene Ontology annotation, molecular function: ubiquitin protein ligase activity. The record is from RefSeq and is a predicted model, not a curated record. Gene Ontology annotation, biological process: protein ubiquitination. NCBI's taxonomy places the organism in Eukaryota, Viridiplantae, Streptophyta, Magnoliopsida, Malpighiales, Euphorbiaceae. Gene Ontology annotation, cellular component: cytoplasm.
UAUAAUAACAGACCAAACCAUUACUCAAACAGGCCCUGGUUUCCCCUUCGCUAAGAAAAAGAAUAUCAUAAAUUCAGAACAGAAAUUCAACACAGCAAAAAUUGAAGCUUUUGUAAGUUCCAGAUUUUGAAUUGCGAGAAAACAAAAAUGGCAUCAUCUGAGGAAGGAUUGAAACAGCAAUUAGAAGAAUUGCAGAAACAGCUGGGAAAGAAACAGAAGUUCGAAGAUGCUGUAUCUUCUAUCAAAUCCCUUUUCCUAAAGUUCUACCCUUCUGCUUCCACCUCUCUUCGCAAAACAAAUUCCGGUGUUGAAUUGCAGUUCUAUACUGUUAUUUGUCGAGUAGCGACGAUUUUAAAAACGAGAUACACAGCGCCUGGUUUCUGGCACGCCGGAUUAGGGCUAUUUGAGCAAGCAGAAGUCUUGGUUUCUGAUUCAUCUGAAAAGGAGCAUUUGAAGAAUUGUAUUGCCCAAGCCAAAGAACAAUUGAAUCUGGCCCAAAAUCCUCCUGACGUUUCCUCGAGUUCCUCUCGUGGAGGGUAUCUUUUUGAGGGUCACCUUACCGUGGAUCCUGAGCCACCAGAGCCUCUGUGGCUGUUGCAGUCAAACUUAAUGCGAGCAGCCUCUAUUUUGGAGGCUGAAUCCGCUGGAGGUCCAUCCGACCAUAAUAACACGACGAGAAAUGCUUCCGCUAUGCUAGAAGAGCUCAUAAGCAACCUUGAUGACAUUAUACCUGAGAUUAUGGUUCCAGACAAUGAAUCUAGAGUUCCAAAAGCGCCUCCCGCCAGUAAAGAGGUUGUUGCAAAGCUUCCAGUCAUUACUCUCACGGAGGAAAUCUUGGCCAGGCUUGGACAAGAUGCAGAGUGUGCAAUUUGUAAGGAGAAUUUGGUGGUUAAUGAUAAGAUGCAAGAGUUGCCUUGCAAGCACACAUUCCAUCCUCCUUGUCUAAAGCCAUGGCUGGAUGAGCAUAAUUCUUGUCCAAUUUGCCGGCAUGAGCUGCAAACUGAUGAUCAUGUAUAUGAGAGCUGGAAAGAGUGCGAGAAAGAGGCUGAAGAGGAGAGGAAAGGUGCCGCCAAUGCUGUUCGUGGUGGCGAAUUCAUUUUUAUUUAGAUGACUGUCAGUCACUGUAUUCAUAGUCAAUAAUCUAUAAUUCAUUACUGUAUUUGUAGAUGAUACAUUAUUGAGUUCUAAUGAUUAUUCUUUCAAACUUGAUGUUAUUUGAACACCUCUUUGUUGCAUAUAUAAUUCUUUCAUAAUGGUUGGGCACAAAAA